GUAGUAUACUUCUCGGGGCGACUUUGGCAUCGGUAACGCCAGUCUGCCAAGUACCUCGCGCUAGUUCGCAUCGGGAAGGACGUCGUAGAGACACCGGAACCAUGGAGAACGAGUAUCCUUUGAUGUACGGCAUUGGGGAUCUGAGGAUGGGAAAGCAUCCUAUCCCUGAUCUUGGCCCUCACGAAGUGCUCGUGAAGAUAUCGAAAGUUGGCCUAUGUGGGUCAGAUCUGUCCGUAGUUUACAAAGGGCGACUCGGAGACCGUGACGUCCCCCUUCCUGCUGGCGUAGGACACGAAGCGGCAGGAGUGAUUGUCAAGUGUGGGUCGGCUGUCAGGAACCUAAGGAUAGGUGACCGCGUUGCCAUCGAGCCAGGCGGUAACUGCCGCAUGUGUGAUUUUUGCAAAAGCGGGAAAUACAACAACUGCCCCGACGCCUGCUUUCACUCGGCGGCCGGUCCAACGCCCACCCCGGGCAUGCUGGCCCGGUACUUCAAGCAAAGAGCAGAUCUCUGCUUCAAACUUCCUGACAACGUCAGCCAAGAAGAAGGCGCAAUUAUCGAGCCUCUGGCAGUGGCAGUCCAUGGGUGCAGGAGAGCCAAAGUCACAGCGGGGUCCUCUGUCCUAAUUUGCGGGGCAGGUCCUAUUGGACUCCUAAGCCUCUUAGUAGCCAAAGCAAUGGGGGCAACUAAUAUCCUUACUACAGACAUUAGAGAGAGCAGACUCUCGAUGGCCAAGAAAAUGGGAUCGGACCACACGCUUCUGGUGAAAAGCGAAACUCCGCAAGAGUUGGCAAAGAAGGUGGCUCAACUGAUGGGCUGCAUGCCGGAAAUAACGAUCGAAUGCAGCGGUGUGGACGACUGCAUAAGGAUGGCCAUUUUUGCCACAAGAUCGGGUGGUGUCGUGAUUCUGGCUGGAAUAGGAACGCCGGAAGUUAAGCUUCCUAUCGUCAAUGCAGCCGUGAGAGAAGUUGACUUACUCGGAAUCUUCCGUUACAACAAUUGUUACCCGAUAGCCAUAGACAUGAUCGCCAAAGGCCUGAUCGACGUGAGGCCUUUGAUCACGCACAGGUUCAAGUUCGAGGAAUUCAACAAAGCCUUCGAGAUGUUCAAGGCCGGGGCUGACGGAGCAAUCAAGUGCAUGAUCUCCUGCGAGUAACUCUUUGCGAUUACGGUUAUCGGUCUGGUUUUAUUCUCCUUUUCCACCUAAUACAUAAAUCUAUUCAGGAUGA
Macrobrachium nipponense is the source of this 1227-nucleotide messenger RNA. Its product is annotated as sorbitol dehydrogenase-like. The record is from RefSeq and is a predicted model, not a curated record. The coding region runs from base 102 to 1154 and encodes 350 amino acids. NCBI's taxonomy places the organism in Eukaryota, Metazoa, Arthropoda, Malacostraca, Decapoda, Palaemonidae. The transcript has 8 exons. Gene Ontology annotation, molecular function: L-iditol 2-dehydrogenase (NAD+) activity; zinc ion binding. Gene Ontology annotation, biological process: D-sorbitol catabolic process.